Morone saxatilis (striped sea-bass) is the source of this 10728-nucleotide messenger RNA. It is a transcript of the gene mink1, whose product is annotated as misshapen-like kinase 1. The transcript has 32 exons. The coding region runs from base 1281 to 5183 and encodes 1300 amino acids. Gene Ontology annotation, molecular function: ATP binding; protein kinase activity. The record is from RefSeq and is a predicted model, not a curated record. NCBI's taxonomy places the organism in Eukaryota, Metazoa, Chordata, Actinopteri, Moronidae. Gene Ontology annotation, biological process: protein phosphorylation.
CCAAUCGUCAGUACAACCCCGCAAGACUACAACAAGGCUGGGAGUGGGAGGGACGACUUGGGAAGCAAAACAUGGCGAAAUAACAAGUUUGGCUGUUAGCUGCAGUUUGCAAUUGCACCGUAUCUGUAGUGUUGGACUACAACUUCAAGUUCCUAAAAACUGGACGCUGGAGAACGACAGCAACGUUUAACUUUAAAUAGUCGAGGGCCCCAGCUUACAAGUAUUACGGUGGCUGGCGAGAACAGUGCCUGCCUGUCUGCCUGUGUUUUCCCCGGAAGGUUGGCAGUGCUAGGCGCGACUGUCAACACAGAAAAUGGAUGAAGACGGAAAGUUUAUUCUGCAAAUGACUAUUUAACCUGCUAGCUUAGCUACGGUAGCUACCCCGUUAACUAUCGAUUGAUCGCGCGCACCUGACACGGUAUUCACAUUGCCGCGCGCUCCGGUCGAAAUUUGAGGAAUUAAGUCGUUUUAACUUCUUUGACAACUGCAGUCGUAAAGAACCGUAUUUCAAACGGGGCCUGUAUUGUCAUUUUCCGCCCUUAUCGCACAGUAUUAUCCCGAGAAGUCCUCUAUUUAAGGCAAAUAAUGAGAGUGUGACGGGUGGUUCUGGUGCGGUGCGGACGGACCCGGACGCCAUCACAUCAGACGUCGCGUUCUCCUUAAAAACAACCAUUUCGUUGCAACGCCGUAAAUGUUAUUUUAUACUUUAUCAGCGUAACAACGUAACACCAGACAUAUGUGGUAGUUUCCCCCCGCGGCACGGAUCAUUUUAUCACGAUUAACAAUUGCUGGGAUGUUGUACAGCAGCGAAGACGCGGAGUCUUGUCAAAAUGAACGCAGCAAGGUGUUCAACAACAGUGGAGGUGCAGCGCAUUGAAAACCUGCCAGUUGUUGAGACGGUCCCGAUGGCCGGCUAACGGUGACGUUAACAGUUUGUAGAAAUCUUUUAUUUUGAGUUGAAUGUGUUUUGGUCGGAUAUCGCGACCGGUAUUCCUGUAAAACAACUGCGGAUAACAUCGCUCUCGGCCAGAGUUGACGUGAGCUAGCCAGCUGGGUGCGUCUGUGGCAGCUCUAUCUGCGGUGUGUUUGCUAAUUUAAGUGCUACCGUGUUGUUCCGCAACAGUUUCAGCAUAUUAGACGCCCCGCUAGCUCUAUUUUCCCUGUAGGUAAACCAUUUAAAGCUCGUUUCAGCUGCCACUUGCACCCCCCUCCUCCUCCCCAAGUACUUCUCGUUAAAUAAGUGGCUAACUUGUUAGCUACCGUUCUAAGUUUCACCAGCUAUGUCUGAAAACGCCCCCACACGAAGCCUGGAUGACAUCGACCUCGCAGCUCUGAGGGAUCCAGCAGGAAUCUUUGAGCUGGUCGAGGUUGUCGGCAAUGGGACAUAUGGGCAGGUGUACAAGGGCCGUCACGUUAAGACGGGCCAGCUUGCUGCCAUCAAGGUGAUGGAUGUUACAGAGGAGGAAGAAGAGGAGAUCAAAGCAGAAAUCAACAUGCUGAAAAAAUACAGCCACCACCGCAACAUAGCCACGUAUUACGGUGCCUUUGUCAAGAAGAGUCCACCAGGACACGAUGACCAACUUUGGCUGGUGAUGGAGUUUUGUGGGGCGGGGUCAGUGACAGACUUGGUGAAAAACACUAAGGGCAGCUCUCUAAAAGAGGACUGGAUCGCUUACAUCUGCAGAGAGAUCCUAAGGGGCCUUUCUCACCUCCAUGCCCAUAAAGUUAUCCACAGAGACAUCAAGGGCCAGAACGUGCUGCUAACAGAGAAUGCAGAGGUCAAACUUGUUGAUUUUGGGGUGAGUGCUCAGUUGGACAGGACCGUUGGGCGUAGGAACACCUUCAUUGGCACACCUUACUGGAUGGCACCUGAGGUUAUUGCCUGUGAUGAGAACCCUGACUCCACCUAUGACUACAGGAGUGAUAUCUGGUCCCUGGGGAUCACAGCCAUUGAAAUGGCAGAGGGAGCUCCUCCCUUGUGUGACAUGCACCCGAUGAGAGCCCUCUUCCUGAUUCCCAGGAAUCCCCCUCCGAAACUUAAAUCCAAAAAAUGGUCCAAGAAAUUCAUUGACUUUAUAGAGGGCUGUCUCGUGAAGACAUAUCCUAGUCGACCAUCCACAGAGCAGCUGCUCAAGCACUCCUUCAUCAGGGACCAGCCCACUGAGCGCCAGGUCCGAAUCCAGCUCAAAGAUCAUAUUGACCGUACGCGCAAGAAAAGGGGAGAGAAAGAAGAGACAGAGUAUGAGUACAGUGGUAGUGAUGAAGAGGAUGAAAAUCGUGGAGAUGACCGAGAGUCAAGUUCAAUCCUCAAUGUGCCCGGUGAGUCCACCCUGAGGCGGGACUUCCAGCGUCUGCAGCAGGAGAACAAAGAGCGCUCGGAGGCUCACAAGAGGCAGCAGGCCCAACUGGCUGCUCAGCGUAGGGACCCUGAGGAACACAAGAGGCAACUGUUGCAUGACCGACAGAAACGCAUUGAAGAACAGAAGGAACAGCGUCGUCGACUUGAAGAGCAACAGAGAAAAGAGCGAGAGAUGGUGAGGCAGCAAGAAAAAGGUCCCCAUCGGAGACUUGACGAUAUGAGACGGGAGGAAGAUAGAAGGUUGGCUGAGAGGGAGCAGGAGUUCAUCAGACAUAAGUUAGAAGAAGAGCAGCGGCAGUUAGAAAUCCUUCAGCAGCAGUUGCUUCAGGAACAAGCACUGCUUAUGGAGUAUAAGCGCAAGCAGCUGGAGGAACAGCGUCAGUCAGAGCGGCUGCAGAGGCAGCUGCAGCAGGAGCAUGCCUACCUGGUGUCUCUGCAGCAACAGCAGCAAGAAAAGAAGCCCCAGCUCUACCACUAUAACAAAAAUCUGGAGCCAAACAACAAACCUACUUGGGCCCGUGAGGUGGAGGAGCGAAGUAAACUCAACAGACAGGGCUCACCCAAGAUCUGCACCACUGUGUCUGACACUGCCAUCCAGUCACGCUCUGACUCAAUCAGCCAAUCAGGCGUGGUCCAGUCUGCUCAGACCCCACCAAUGCAGAGGCCAGUUGAACCCCAAGGGGGGCAGGGAAAGUUCCAGAUGGCUCACUUGGUUCCACUGAAGCCUUAUGCUGCCCCUGUCCCUCGCUCCCAAUCCCUCUGUGACCAGCCCACUAAGACCAUGUCUGCCUUCCCCACCCAGGAUCCCUCCCUUACCCCCACACCCCGCCCCAUCCACUCUAGGGAGCUGGUUCGUCAAAACUCAGACCCCACUUCUGAAACCCCGGCACCACAGGCACACCAAAUCAGAGAAGAUCGCGGCCCCUGGAUUCGCCUGCCAGAUGUGGAACUCCCACCCAAGAUUCCACAGAGGACAGCGUCUAUUGCCACUGCUCUCAACACCAACCUGACCUCUGGCAUAAGGCAUCCAGUAAGAGCCAGCAAUCCAGAUCUCAGCCGCAAUGAUCGCUGGGAGAGAGGAGACAGUAUGAGCAUCAUAUCCAAUCUGCCUCAGACUGGCUCUCUAGAGAGGCAUCGCAUCCUCAGUUCCUCCAAAAUGGAUUCGCCCAUUCUCUCGCAUGAUAGUCGUCAUAAGCCAGGGGAGUCUCGCACCUCCUCCCGCCCUGGGCGCCCUGCUAGUUACAAGAGAGCUAUAGGGGAGGACCAUGGCCUCUUUGCCAAGGAGCGUGCUGAGGAGCAGCCAAGGCCCCCAGUCAAAGCCAAUGAUUACUCCUCCUCAUCGGAGAGCAGUGAAAGCAGUGAGGAGAGUGAAAGUGGCGAAGGAGCAGAGGAGGAAGAAAGCCCCACAGACCGUCACAGGGAUGCAGACACUGAUUCAGUCAACACUAUGGUGGUUCAUGAAGACGAGGGCGAGGGGGGAGAGGGAGAGCAAGCUGGAGGAUAUGGGGAUCAGACCAUGCUGGUGCAGAGGACCCCAGAGAAGCGGAGCCAUAAUGGGUACACUAACUUGCCAGAUGUGGUGCAGCCCUCCCACUCCCCCACUGAUUCAGCUACUCACUCCUCCCCUGGGAAGGACUCUGUUUAUGAUUAUCAGUCCAGAGGUUUGGUUAAAGCAUCUGGAAAGUCCUCCUUCACCACCUUUGUAGAUCUGGGCAUGUAUCAGUCCCCAGGAAGUACAGGGGAUAACAUGUCUGUCACUGGCUCCAGGUUUGAGCAGCUGAAGAUGGAAGUGAGGAAAGGAUCCAUGGUGAAUGUCAAUCCCACCAACACACGCCCCCCAAAUGACACACCUGAGAUCCGCAAGUACAAGAAGAGGUUUAACUCUGAGAUCCUGUGUGCUGCGCUCUGGGGUGUGAACCUGUUGGUGGGUACAGAGAACGGUUUGAAGCUGCUGGACCGUAGUGGUCAGGGCAAGGUUUACCCCCUCAUCAACUCCCGCAGGUUCCAACAGAUGGACGUCCUGGAGGGCCUCAACCUGCUCAUCACCAUAUCAGGCAAGAAAAACAAGGUCCGUGUCUACUACCUGGCCUGGCUGAGGAACAAGAUCCUCCACAAUGACCCAGAGGUGGAGAAGAAGCAGGGUUGGACCACUGUGGGGGAGAUGGAGGGGUGUGUGCACUACAAAGUGGUGAAAUAUGAGCGGAUAAAGUUCCUGGUGAUUGCUUUGAAGAAUGCGGUGGAAGUCUAUGCUUGGGCGCCUAAACCUUAUCACAAAUUCAUGGCCUUCAAGUCUUUUGCAGACCUGCCACACAGGCCUGUCCUAGUCGACCUGACAGUGGAGGAGGGUCAGAGGUUGAAGGUCAUCUACGGUUCCUGUGCUGGCUUCCAUGCCAUCGACGUGGACUCUGGAAACAACUAUGACAUUUAUAUCCCUGUUCAUAUUCAGAGCCAUGUGACACCACAUGCAAUUGUGUUCCUGCCAAGCUCAGAUGGCAUGGAGAUGCUGCUGUGCUAUGAGGAUGAGGGUGUCUACGUCAACACCUACGGACGCAUCAUCAAGGACGUGGUCCUGCAGUGGGGCGAGAUGCCCACAUCUGUUGCUCAUAUCUGCUCAAAUCAGAUCAUGGGAUGGGGAGAAAAGGCCAUUGAGAUCCGUUCUGUGGAGACUGGCCACCUGGACGGUGUCUUCAUGCACAAAAGAGCUCAGAGGCUGAAGUUCCUUUGUGAGAGAAACGACAAGGUGUUCUUUGCGUCAGUGCGCUCCGGAGGCAGCAGCCAGGUGUACUUCAUGACCUUGAACAGAAACUGCAUCAUGAACUGGUGAAGGAACAGCUGCUCUGGUCAGUGUGUGGAACCCAGCAGGGUUUGGAGAAGGAAGUGCAUCCGAAAUUCUCUCAAAACGCAUGCACACAAAUGUGAACACCUCUCUAUCUUUCUCUCCAGCUCGCUCUCACUCACGCACUCAUGCUCUAAAGACACACACUCAACUCUCAUAGACAACACACACACAUACACAAACACAAUCUCUAAAUCCAUUCCAGCCUACACUACUCCAGAUGCAGUUUCUACCGAGGCCCCCUGAUAACAUUCUCCCUUGAAUCAUCACAAAAAAAAAAUCGCUGAUGAUCUUCAAAUGUUAAUACCAUCUCUUAAUUUCUACUGUGUAUAUAUUCUUGUCUUGAUUUACUUGGUGGACCUGUGUUCAGUCGUGAAUAUUUAGUUCCUCAUUGUGAAGUAUGUUAAAAACAUUCCUUGAUGGUUUCUAAAGUACGUUUUGAAGAAGGCAUUAUUUACCUAUACUGUAUGUCGAAAUGAAGCUGUAAAUAGGUAGCACCUUACACUUAGAUCACUUAGAUCUGAAUCAUUUGCAGGCCUCAUAUAUAUCCUCCACCGGACACAUGGACGUCAAAUAAUAAAAUGCUGGAACGUCCAUCUGCAGUGGAUUCUUUUGGGGCUCCCACAAUUUCAUGGGGGCUUAAAGGAAGGAUUUAGUACAAACAGACCAUAUUACAAAGGGACACUGAAGUCAGGACAAAGUAGCUUGUUUAAAUAUUUUUAGUUAUCUUUAGUAGACAGUAACCUAAAGUCCUGCUUUCACUGACUUUUUCUGGCCUGUAUGGAAAAUUGUGUUGCAACUCUUAAUCAUGGCAAGUAACCAUUGAAUGCUUUAAAAGCUAAAUAAGUUCAGUUUAAAAAUGAAUAAAUAUUCAAAAUCAAUCAGAAGUCUCAUAAAUGUGCAGUACGCAGAAUCAGUACUGUGAAAUCUCCUGCUUUGCCUUUUUUUCUAUGGUUUAUGUGAAACCAUCAGGCUUUUUGUUUUCAUAGAUUUACAAAAUACAAAAAUUUGUUAUUUAUAUGUAGUGAUUCUGUAUUGGUAUUAGCCUACUGGUAUCCUUAAUUUUACUGUAAUUAUAUUGCUAUUAUAUUGCAAUAUACACUAUUCUUGUGGAGUCUAUGUUUGAAGAGGGGAGUUAAUGUGUUUGGCUGGUAGUGUUAGGGAGUAUGAUGACAACAUAUGAGGAUGUUAGAGAAAUGUGGAAGGAGGCGUCUCUGAGAUUAAAGUGAUUAAGCGAGAUCACUUUCGGAGUCCUUUCUACUACAGCGAUCUACUCUACUGUAUUAUAUUUCGGUUCUUAGACUAUUUGACUAGUGUGGAUCUUUUUGUGGGAAGUGUUUAUCCAGGGGAUUGCAGUAGAACAGCUCUUAGUGUGGUACAGCUCAUAUUUGUCUUAGGCCAGUGGAAAGAUUUAAUGUAGGGCGACUCUGCAAUACCACAGAGGACUCCAUCUCAUCAGGCACUUUGGAGCACACGGCUGGAAGACAUGAGACUUAAUAUAUUUUAUAUCUUUACAUUCUGCCAAAGUUCACAGCCUAUUCUGCAACGGGGGUAUUAAUCAAGGCCAAAGGGGAGGAUUGGGCUUAAAUGGCAACUAGAGAUUUAAGAAAAUCUUCCUAUACAUCACCAACCAAUGUUCCUUUCAGUAUAUACAUCCAAAACGUCAGCUGACCUCUCACUAAUAUUUUGGUAUAAUGCUUUAUUAGCUGCUUGGGAUAUUCCCUAUAGACUUUCACUCUGUGUGUUAGUUAGUUGUGCAUAGUCCCCCCCCCUUUUUUUUUUUUUUUUAAGGGAACUUACUGCCUGCUCUGUUUUGGCAGCUGCCUAGGGGAGAUACUGUGCUCCCACAUACACCAGGCAGUACGGUAGAAAUAUGAGGUUAUCAGGAAGUAGCUUUGUGAUUUUCUGUCAGCAGUGAGUAGGUCAACACAUGAUUCACUUGGUUAUAAGAGCACUGUGCGCCACAGCACUUUAACAGGUGGACAUUAUAAAGUCAACAUCUUUUUUUCUCCACUCUUAUCAUGCAUCUUAUCAGCAUGGAGUUGUUGGGAAAUUUUCAACAAGUUAGUUAAUCUGCUUAUAAAUAAAUGCUGACAUGAUAAUGUUAAAAGCUUUAGGAUACUAUGAAAGGAAUCUUGGCUCGUGAUCAAUGGGAUCGUCUGCUAAACGUUGCUUUUUAAGCUAUGGAGGUAUAUUUUAUAUAGUCAAAAAGAAAGCCAUUAAGAAUGCAGUGUAUGAUCAGGGCAGAGAGCGUUUAAUCAUUAUAUAAAUGGAUGGUUAAUUUUAUGGUGAGAUUAUAAAACAAACUGUAAAUGGAAAGCACUUUCACUUCAGUAAACCUACAUUUACAGAUAUAUCUUGAGCAGAUACUUUGGUGUGCAUGUAAGCCAUUGAAAUAGAGUAUAUAGUACUGUAUCAAAGUUGUUUUCCCCAAAUGUGUUUUUAUUCUUAAAUAUUUGUUAUGUGCCAUGGCCUACAUUUCAAAUGUCACAGUUACAAUCCACCACAAGCUCUGGCACUCAUACUUUUUAUGGUCAAAUCAUAAUUUUUUUAUCACUCUGCCAUGUUUACAGUUUAAGCAGUGCCUUGGAGUUGGGAAGGCGAGAGGUUUAAGGAUGGGUUAUGAGCCCCCCUCAUCCCCACUUGUCUCUUACUUGAAAUCACGAAGAAGAGGCACAACUAUAUUUGCUCCCACGUUAGGAUUUCUGUCCUGUGCCAGUUAAGUGCUCUUAAGUCAAAUCCAGAAUAUCCUGUAGAUGGACUUGAAAUACUUUUUUGGCACCACAUAACCUAAAAUGAUCAUCAGAAGAUUAUCCAUUCAGAAAGUUGCAAUAACAGAUAAGUUAAUACAUGUCCGAAUAAUCCAGUGUAACGUCUAAAGGGUUCUACUCGCAGUGGGAGCCAGCAUAGAGAAAAGCCAUACGUAUGAAAUGUGUUUGUAGAGAAAACUUGGUACUUGUGCACAGAUACAAAUUCAACUCUUGUGUGUGAUGUCUGCUCAGAAAAUGUAGGUUCUUGCAGCAAAGAUGAGUUAGGCUUGUUCUUUAAAGGUGUUGAUUGUGUAAUCUUGUAGUGGGGAAAUUAGCUUGAUAUAUUCUGAAAAGCCUAUUUUAUAAAAUAUGUAAAUUAGUCUAUACUGAGAAAUAAAAGUGAAUGUACAUCUAUAAGACAGAUUUGUAUUUAUAUAAAAUGUGUACUGCUCUAUUAAUCAAAGCACAAUGUAUUUUAAGGCAGAUAGAUCAAAGCUAUAAGUGUAACAGAGAGAUGGAGUUUUUUUUCCUCAUUCACUCAGCAGUCGUCAAACUCGUCAGUGUGUAAUCAGUCUAAGUAGUUGGUUACAGUGAAUCUAGUCUUCUUGUUACCAGAGGAGUCAGCUGUGGCUGCGAUUCAGACACUAGUGGUGACUCGCGGAUGGGUGUCUGAUCUGGCCUCCGGUGUAAAUUGCCAACGUUGACAGGCUUUUAAUAAGCUCAGGUGAUGACAGGAUCAUCACGCUGGUGGUGAAGGGCGCAGCAAUGACCCUGGUGAGGUUAUUGGCUCCUGGCUUUGGGAUUGUGUAUCAAAAGAGACAGCGUUUAGUAAGUAAAAUAAUCGAUCAAUUAGUGACGAUGGUACAGAAUACAGACAAAGACAAAUGGUCUGUUAUCAUUUCUUGACAACUUAAGUUGAUGCAUUUUUGUCACCAGGUAUGAGCGUUCUUAAAGGGGAACUCCACCGACUUAGUUUAGCACUUCUGUAACAUAGUGGGACUUAAGAUGGACAGUUUAAUUUUAAGAAAAGUGUCAAAAGCGAUAUAUAGAUUUUUUUUUAUUCCAACAAUCAAGCAAUCUUUCUUGUGAAAAUCUGGCACUUACAUUACCCACAAUGCAACUUGGCUGCUGGCGGUUCGGUCGGAGUUCUGCCUGUGUUAUGCUAGUAGCGGCUAAUGUAGCCUCUAGCAUCAACAAGGGAUGAGGAGCGGACUGAAGAGGUCUGGUAAGCCAACGCUGACCAGCACUGCCUUAAGUGACAUCACAUGAGGCAAUGUAUCGGACCUCUGGAGCCACAAAACACUUUACCCAACAUUUUUCAUACAUGCAGUAGUACUUACUACGAGUACCAAGACCUGUAAACAUACUUUGAUAUGUCCAAUCAGCGGAGUUCUCCUUUAAUACACAUACUUGCAUUAUAUAACAUUUACUUUGAAUACUUAACUGCAUUUGUACAUCGGCUGUGGUGCACAAGCUUAGUGUGGCACAUCACAUUACUUCAUUUGCAGUUCAAUAGGAUAAAAUGUCUAAAGUACACAGGAGAUAGCGGUUCAUUACCAUAGAAUUUAUUUAAUCAUCAUCAUCUUUAUUGCCUGAUUUGUGUUGACAGUUGUUUUUUCUGGAUAGCAUUGCAAGUAAAUUAUUUGACUAUUUUAAGAAAACCCUUAUUUUACACAUUAAACUGAUUUUAAAAACGAGCUCCAAGCUCAAAAUCAUAACUAAUGCCUUGUGAUAAAUAUCUGCCUGAUUGGGGCAGUCACUUCUAAAUAUUAAACUAGUUGUCUAAUUUCAUGCAGCAGACAUUCUUAUAAUGGGUUGCAGUUUGUAACACAGAAGAGUAGUUCUGGUUGUUGACUUCCAUAAAAGCACCUUAAGGUGUCAAAGUGCUAUUUCAUUUUGUGCCAAGAGCCAUUAAAAGACCUGAACCUCACAACUCAUUAGUUUUAGGGAAACUUUGUGUGAGUCUGACCACAAGCAUGAACACAUUUGAUUGCUGAAUUUGUCUAACUGCACAAAGUUUGUCAUCAGAAAAACAGAGGCACCACUGAGUCGUCGGUGGAGCGCUGAAGGUGUAGAACAUCGUCCUGAGAGACAGUCGUCCAGUCGGAUGAUGACACUUCUUUUUAAUAAGCAAUACAAGCAUUUGAACAAAUCAAAACCAUAGCUGUCCAUGUCAGUGUGACUUGCAGGAAGUGAUCCUUCAGUGGCCUUUGGCAGACUGAAUGUAGGCUGGUUUGUGUGUCGCUUGUUACAGAAAUCACUCUGUACUUUACUUUUGCUUGAAAUCUGGAGAAAUAACUGCUUCUCUGUAAAUCACCGUUUGGGAUGCUUGUUCUUGUUUUGCUGUAAUGAAAUCCCAGAAACUGCCUUUAUGAACUUUAAGUAUCAAAAUAAAUAUAUAUAUAUAUAUAUAUAAUAUAUAUAAUUCUGAUGAGGCACUCCUCUCGCAUAGCUUACAUUUCUAAUCAAUGACGUAUGAAUGGAUUAGCAGCUGUAACUGGGAGUGAGGCAGAUCAAAUUUGGGGAGCUCUAAAACGACAUGGAUCUUUGGACUGAACUACAAUAUCUAUUAUUCUUUUUUCAAUAACUUUUUUUUUUUUAAGACGGUAAACAUCUUUGCAAUGUUUUAGUGUGUGUGCGCGCGUCUGUGUUACUUGUGAGAGGUUAACUCCAGAUUGUAUUUCAUAGACUGAUAAACUUUAAACUUUCAAAAAAUUGUGUUGAAUGAAUUCAUGUCUUAAUACAGAAUUGUUUGAAAAAUAAAAUACCUUGAUCUCAUUUGA